AGUAAGAAGAUGAACACAAACUAGACGAAUAUGGAGGAAGUAAAGGUACUAGGGUUCUGGACAAGUCCAUAUCCUUACAGGGUUAUAUGGGCUCUGAGACUCAAGGGUGUCAAAUAUGAAUAUAUAGAAGACGACAUAUACAAUAAGAGUGAUUUGCUUCUCCGGAGUAACCCAGUGCAUAAGAUGGUUCCAGUGUUUUUUCAUGGUGGAAAAAUAAUUGCAGAGUCCACUGUUAUUCUUGAGUACAUCGAAGAGACGUGGCCUCAGAACCCUCUGCUACCAAAUGACCCUUAUGCAAGGGCCAUGGCUCGGUUUUGGACUAAGUUCGGAGAUGACAAGAGGCCAAAC
This is a messenger RNA of Prunus avium (sweet cherry), 348 nucleotides long. RefSeq names its product putative glutathione S-transferase. Gene Ontology annotation, molecular function: glutathione transferase activity. Gene Ontology annotation, cellular component: cytoplasm. NCBI's taxonomy places the organism in Eukaryota, Viridiplantae, Streptophyta, Magnoliopsida, Rosales, Rosaceae. The record is from RefSeq and is a predicted model, not a curated record. Gene Ontology annotation, biological process: glutathione metabolic process.